GAGGCAUUUACUACCAACAAUCAAGAAAAACUAAUAAGUUUUUGCGUCAACGGUUACCGAAGGAAACAUUAUUUCCAAUCUAAUUGUGACACUAAGGUUCGAGUAAAUAAAUUUCUACUGCCAUGGAGAAAGCAAAGGGGGAGACAAUAAAUAUGCAACUUAUCGACCCUCAAAGUCCAUACAAAGUUAACAACGAGUUAGCAAGUAGUGGUCUAAGUACACCGGAUGCUCCUAUGUCACCGACGACACAUUCCGAGGAAUCCUAUGACCCUCAUAAACAUCGCAAUGUACCUAAUCCAACCUCAAAUGCCGAAACAUUGAUACACUUGUUAAAGGGCAGUUUGGGUACCGGUAUUCUUGCGAUGCCAAAUGCAUUUUGUAAUAGUGGCCUUGUGACCGGUGUAAUAGCAACCGUCAUUAUCGGAGCUUUAUGUACAUACUGCUUACACGUACUUGUCAGGGCGCAAUACAAAUUAUGUAAACGGUUAAGAGUUCCUAUACUCAGUUAUCCAAUGAGUAUGAAGUGUGCUCUCGAGCAAGGUCCUCGAUGUGUUAAAUGGUUCUCGCCGUAUGCACCAGGACUAGUAGAUGGGUUUAUGAUAGCAUAUCAAUUGGGAAUUUGCUGUGUUUACAUAGUAUUUGUAGCCAAAAAUAUAAAGCAGGUGGCAGACCAGUACUGGGAACCAUUGGAUAUACAAAUUCAUAUGUUCAUUUUGUUGCUUCCGCUGAUAUUGAUAAACUACAUUAGAAAUCUGAAAUUAUUGGCACCAUUUUCUACGUUAGCUAAUAUUAUAACUUUCAUCGGACUGGGAAUGAUAAUAGUUUACAUGUUCGAAGAUGUGCCAUCGAUUAGCGAUAGACAAAUGUUUGGUACUGUGAGAAAUUUUGCUCUAUAUUUUGGAACGACGUUAUUCGCUUUGGAAGCAGUAGGUGUGAUAAUCGCAUUGGAAAAUAAUAUGAAAACACCGCAAUAUUUUGGAGGAUAUUGUGGUGUUCUUAACAUUGGUAUGACUGUGAUCGUUACUCUUUACAUUCUUAUGGGUUUCUUUGGUUAUUUAAAAUAUGGAUCUAGUGCUGGUGGAAGUGUUACCUUUAAUUUACCUGAAGAUCAAGUAAUGGCACAAUCUAUCAAGAUCAUGUUCGCAAUAGCAAUUUUUAUAACGUACGCGUUACAAGGAUACGUACCUGUGGAUAUUAUCUGGAACACUUAUCUUAAUCAACGUAUACAAAAUCGCAAAAUAUUAUGGGAAUAUGUUUGCAGAACUCUCGUUACAUUAGCUACGUUUACGUUGGCGAUCACAGUACCAAGAUUGGGCCUUUUCAUAUCUUUAUUCGGAGCAUUGUGUUUAUCCGCCCUUGGAAUAGCAUUUCCAGCCAUAAUUGAAAUAUGUGCUCUCUGGCCAAACGAAUUAGGCCCAUACAAAAUAUUUUUAAUAAAGGAUCUCGCUUUGAUAUUGUUCGGUUUGAUAGGUCUAGUAGUUGGAACUUAUGUCAGUAUAGUUGACAUUAUACUUUCGUUCAGUCCUGAUGCCGGACCACAAAAUGAUUAAAAUUAGUCCUUUGAAAUUUGCUGAGGAAAAAAAACGUAUAUAUAUAUACA
Messenger RNA from Polistes canadensis, 1600 nucleotides. Its product is annotated as proton-coupled amino acid transporter 1-like. Gene Ontology annotation, molecular function: amino acid transmembrane transporter activity. Gene Ontology annotation, cellular component: vacuolar membrane. Lineage: Eukaryota; Metazoa; Arthropoda; Insecta; Hymenoptera; Vespidae. Gene Ontology annotation, biological process: amino acid transmembrane transport. The record is from RefSeq and is a predicted model, not a curated record.